Molecule: messenger RNA, 1692 nt
Organism: Solanum verrucosum
Lineage: Eukaryota; Viridiplantae; Streptophyta; Magnoliopsida; Solanales; Solanaceae
Exons: 1
Coding region: 1-1692 (563 amino acids)
Source: RefSeq, a predicted model, not a curated record
AUGAAGAAGUAUUUUACCCCAAUAUCGAAAUCAAGUUUAGCCUCUCAUAGUCAUAGUCAAUCUAACCAAGAAGAAAAUGUCAAUCAUUCUGAAGUACCAUCACAUUCUUCUCAAGAAUUUGAUUUGAGUACUUUAAAGUUUGAUCCCGGUGAAAGAACUCCAAUAUUGAAUUAUCAUCCAAAUCAUCGUGAUGUUAUUAGAAGGGCAUACCUUGUGAAUGGUCCUUGUCAACCUCGCUUGGAGGUGCAUGAGUACCCUCAAACAAAUAUUUCUGGAGCAAUGCGUCGUUUUAAUCAUGAAUGGUUUGAUGAUGUAUAUCAUGAUUGGUUGGAGUACAGUGUUAGUAAAGAUGCAGCCUAUUGUUUGUAUUGCUAUCUAUUUAAAGAUCACAUUAUUAAUCAAGGUGGAGGCAAAGUAUUUUCAUGUACAGGAUUUAAGAAUUGGAAUAAAAAGAGCGGUCUUGACAAGCAUAUUGGUCUGCAGAAUAGCCCACAUAAUCGAUCAAAAAAGAAAUGUCAAGAUUUACUACGGCAACAACAGUCGAUUCAAUCUACUUUUGAGAGACAAUCUAAUCAAAUUAAAUAUGGAUAUUAUAUCCUCUUAAGUGUUUCGGUUGAUGUAGUAAGACUUCUCAUAACUCAAGGACUUGCAUUUCGAGGUCAUGAUGAAUCUAAAUCAUCACUUAGUAGGGGUAAUUUUCUUCAGAUUCUCUCAUGGUAUGCAAAAAGAUGUGAUAAAAUUCGUGAUUAUGUACUUGAACAUGCCCCUCAAAAUGAUCAAAUGACUUCUCCAAUAAUUCAAAAAGAUAUUGUGACUGCAUGCAAGAUAGAAACAAUUAAAGCUAUUCUCGAGGAACUAAAUGGUGACUACUUUGCCUUACUAGUUGAUGAAUCUUUUGAUAUUUCACGCAAGGAGCAAAUGGCUAUUGUAUUACGAUAUGUUGAUAGAAUGGGAUUUGUGAUGGUGCGACUUAUUGACAUUAUUCAUAUUCAAGAUACUAGUGCAUUAUCCUUGAAAGAGACAAUUAUUAAUUUACUUGCUCAACAUUCUUUGAGUCCAUCACGUGUGCGUGGACAAUGUUACGAUGGGGCAAGCAAUAUGCAAGGUGAGGUCAAUGGACUUAAAAUGUUGAUUAGGCAAGAAAGUAGAUCGGCUCAUUCUAUACAUUGUUUUGCUCAUCAACUUCAACUAGCUCUUGUUGGGGUCUCUAAAAAGUGUGUUGAAGUGGGACAACUUGUAGUAUUGGUCUCAAAUAUUUUUAAUGUAUUGGGAUCUUCUUUUAAGCGUAUGGAUGAUUUACGAGAUUCUCAAAAAGCAGUAAUUCAAGAUGCAUUAGAUAUGGGUGAAUUGACAACUGGUAGGGGCUUGAAUCAACAACUUGGUCUUUCAAGAGCUUGUGAUACUCGUUGGGGAUCUCAUUAUAAAUCCUUUAACAAUUUUAUUCUUAUGUUUGGCUCUAUUGUUGAAGUUCUUGAAUCACUUGCUCUUGAUGCACGAAGUAUGGAUGAAAGAGCCAAGGCAAUGGGACAUCUUGAAUCUUGUCAAACAUUUGAGGUUGCGUUCAUGUUGCAUUUGAUGAGAGAUGUAUUAGCAAUCACAAAUGAGCUCAAUAAAUGCUUACAAAGAAAGGAGCAAGAUGUUGCAAAUGCCAUGCUACUUGUUGAAGUAGCAAAGAAAAGUUGCAAGUUUUAA